Molecule: messenger RNA, 287 nt
Organism: Strongylus vulgaris
Lineage: Eukaryota; Metazoa; Nematoda; Chromadorea; Rhabditida; Strongylidae
Source: the annotation of a GenBank genome assembly
AUGCGCUCCAACCCGGAGAUGGGACUGCGUAGCCAGUAUAUCGAGCGAUUGACUCGACUAGAGCAGAAGAUGCAGAACUUCCAUGAGUGUAUUUCUCAAAAGUUGAGCACAGAGAAUUCAAAUUUGGCAGACAGAUCAGACGAUGAUGAGGUUGGCGACGCAAUUGCUAAUGUGCUAGCGCCGUAUCGAGGUGAUCCAGGCUCAUCUGGUGUACGUCGCUUCAGUCGUGAAUAUGCACGAACAGAAACGUCUACAAGUCGGAAGAACUCGCGGUCAUCGCUAUAAAC